Messenger RNA from Cryptomeria japonica (Japanese cedar), 695 nucleotides. Its product is annotated as large ribosomal subunit protein eL43. Lineage: Eukaryota; Viridiplantae; Streptophyta; Pinopsida; Cupressales; Cupressaceae. Gene Ontology annotation, molecular function: structural constituent of ribosome. Gene Ontology annotation, cellular component: ribosome. The coding region runs from base 307 to 585 and encodes 92 amino acids. Gene Ontology annotation, biological process: translation. The transcript has 5 exons. The record is from RefSeq and is a predicted model, not a curated record.
CCUAAAAAUCCUCCCAUUACAAAAAUUAAAAUAGAGAAGGGAAUGCUAACUUUGACUAGUGUUGUAAAUUUCAAACAAGCGGAGAGAUCAUAAUAUCGAGCCACGUGGCAAUAACAAGGGUCACGAUCUUGUGAUGGCAAAAUCGAAGUUCUCGCUCUGUUUGCCCUAAUCUGCUUGAUGUUUCCUUUAUGCCCUAAUCUAAUAUGCUUGGUGUUUACUUUGUGCCCUAAUCUGCCAAUUUUGCCCGGCAUUUGAUAGAGCAGUCCACCCAACUCGAGCCUUUCUUCGCACUAUAGUCCAUCAGAAAUGGCAAAACGAACGAAGAAGGUUGGCAUUGUUGGGAAAUAUGGUACCAGGUAUGGUGCCAGUCUAAGAAAGCAGAUCAAGAAGAUGGAAGUGAGCCAGCAUGCUAAGUAUUUCUGUGAAUUCUGUGGCAAGUUUGCAGUGAAGAGGAAAGCAGUGGGGAUCUGGGGAUGUAAGGAUUGUGGGAAAGUAAAGGCAGGUGGUGCAUACACAUUGAACACUCCUAGUGCUGUCACAGUGCGCAGCACCAUUAGAAGGUUGAGGGAGCAGACAGAAAACUGAUUCUUCUCUAUUAUUUUCAGGCAGUUUUUAAUAAGAAGGAAUGCACUAGAACAAAAUGUUGUUUUGAAGAGCCAAUUUUUUUUAAUGAAAUUUGUCUCCAUUUUUUUGUC